ACUGGCCUAACAGUUUCUUGAUCAUAUUAUUUACCGACGGAAAAAAGUUAACCCCCUCCAUUUGUAAUAGUCCUCAUUAUUGGCAUACAUUCAUUAAUUCACAGUAUCCAUCCCAAUAAUUCUGGGCAUACUCUCAUACUUUGAUUGAACUAUUGUCAUAUUAGUUGACGUUCCGAACCCCUAUUAUUGUUAUCGAUUCAAGCACCUGAAACAUGUCUCCUGAAAGUGAAUUCACUUUUACCACCACAAAAACUACCACCACAAUCCAAACCACAACUUUACCUCCGACGCUCGAGAGUCUUAGCAAUACCUUGGCUGAUACCUUUGUUCACUACUUGAACUACUUGGGUAAAGUUCCAGGUGGAGAUUGGUUAUUAUGGUACAUCAAGGCUUCCUACAAAGAUGAUCCCGUCAGAUCGCUCUUUGAAUUGGCACUAUUUCUCUUUGGGGUUUACUACUUCUUUAAUUCCAGAAGAAAGGAAAACAAGAGUGACUUGGUCACCUUGUCUAAGCGUGAGAUCGAUGAAUUGAUUGAUGAAUGGAAUCCUGUUGAAAUCGUUGAUGAAGUCACUCCUAUUGAGAAGUGGCAAAUGAAAUCACUUCCUGUGGUUAAGGGCCACAAUGGUGCUCGUAUACAAUUGGAAAACUUGAACAAGGCUAAGGAUGUUGUGAACUUGGCUAGCAAUGACUUUUUGAAUUUGAAUGAGAGUGAAGAACUCAAAACUAUCGCUAAGAGUGUCAUUAACUAUAGCGGUGUCGGUGCCUGCUCUGCACCAAACUUCUACGGUACUCAAGAUUUCCAUGUCAGAUUGGAAGAAGACUUGACUGAUUACUUGCAUGGAGAGAACUCCAUUUUAUAUGGUCAAGACUUUGUGACUCCAAGUUCAGUAUUACCGGCUUUUGUUAAAAGAGGUGACGUUUGUGUGGUUGAUACAGGUGUCAAUAUUGCUAUUCAAAAGGCUUUGGUUGUUAGUCGUUGUGAAAUCGAAUGGUACCACCACAAUGAUAUGAAGCACUUGGAGAACUUAUUGAAAGAGAUCACUCCUACUUUAGACAAACAAAAACCACUUAAAAGAAGAUUCAUUGUCACUGAGGCAAUCUUCAGCAAUGGUGGCUCUUUGUUGGACUUACCUAAGGUGGUUGAAUUAAGAAAGAAGUACAAGUACAGGUUAUUUUUGGAUGAGUCUAAUUCUAUUGGGGUUUUAGGUAACACUGGAAGAGGUAUCACUGAAUAUUUUGGCAUUCCUAGGUCUGACGUCUCCAUCACUGUGGGAACCUUGGCCAACUCUUUAGCAAGUUCGGGUGGAUUUUGUGUUGGUGCAAGUCCAAUGGUCCAUCAUCAAAGAUUAUCUUCUUUAGCUUAUGUUUUCAGUGCCUCUUUACCCCCUUAUUGUGCUAAAGUUGCUUGUCAAGCAAUUAAAGAAAUCAAAAAGUUAAACUCAAAUGGAAAAUCUAUUUUAAUUUCCAAAUUACAUGAAAACACCAAAUUUCUUCACGAGGGGAUCUCUUCUGCCAUCAAAGAUUCUAAUUUUGUUGAGGUUAUUUCAAACAUCAACUCCCCGGUUAUCCAAUUGAGCUUAAAGGGACCUUUCAGAGAAGCCAUAAAUCUCCCUGAAUUUUAUGGAAACACUAGCUUUUUGACGACUGCUAGGAGAUCUAAAUAUAACAACCCUUUUGAUGAAAAAUACAAUUUAGAAAACUUUAUCUUGCAAAAGAUAGUCGAUCAAGUGUUGGCAAGUUCUAAUAUUCUCAUCUCAAGGUCCAAAAAUCUUUUGGUGCAUGAACAUCUUCCUGUUGCCAAACCAAGGUUGAUGGUUUAUGCCAAUACAGGAGUUUCCAUUGAAGACCUAAGCUUGUUGAUAAGAACUAUUAAUGGCGCCGUCAACACUGUUUGUGGUUCAAUCAAUAGAGAAUCCAGUUUGGACACCUUAACGUCCGAGAUGAAGGUUUACUGAUCUUCACUACAUACCCAUAUCACAUAUCCCAAGCUUAUACUUGAUCAGAGCUAAGAUUCUUGGGAUCAUUCUAUUUUAUCUUAUUUUAUUUAAUAAUCUCUAAUCUAAUCAACCCUAAUACUUUAAUACACUCUUGUUCUAUGGUUAUUUGAUUAUUUGUUCAUUCUGUUUCUUGCUUCUCUAGCAAUGGCUCUAGCUUCUUCAAUAUCAUGGGCAUUAUUAUGAUUCAAAUCCUUGGUUAAUUCAUAUGCUUCCUCGUAUUUCUUCAACUCUAGCGCAUAGCGAGCUAACCACAAUCUCGCUUUGGAUGUUUCAUCGGUGAUUCCCCAGUCAAGCUCUUGGUCAAAACAUAGCUUCAUGUACUUAUAACACUCUUUUACAGAAGCAAUCUUCUCGUAAAUGCUGG
This is a messenger RNA of Yamadazyma tenuis ATCC 10573, 2361 nucleotides long. RefSeq names its product serine C-palmitoyltransferase (gene LCB1). Gene Ontology annotation, biological process: ceramide biosynthetic process; sphingosine biosynthetic process. Lineage: Eukaryota; Fungi; Ascomycota; Pichiomycetes; Serinales; Debaryomycetaceae. Gene Ontology annotation, cellular component: endoplasmic reticulum. The record is from RefSeq and is a predicted model, not a curated record. Gene Ontology annotation, molecular function: pyridoxal phosphate binding; serine C-palmitoyltransferase activity.